Clupea harengus (Atlantic herring) is the source of this 4027-nucleotide messenger RNA. It is a transcript of the gene ipo4, whose product is annotated as importin 4. Gene Ontology annotation, biological process: protein import into nucleus. Gene Ontology annotation, molecular function: small GTPase binding. The record is from RefSeq and is a predicted model, not a curated record. NCBI's taxonomy places the organism in Eukaryota, Metazoa, Chordata, Actinopteri, Clupeiformes, Clupeidae.
UUUAAGCAGCGCACGAGGAUUCAUCAGCGGUUCUGUCCCGCGUGGAACUCGUUGGAACAAUCUAAGCCAAGAGCGACACUCAAAUUUCAACCGCCGUCGGUUUGGGAUCCACGGCAAAUAAUAAUUUUUGAUAAGAGAACAUCUAUUUCUGCACUGUCAUACAUCGCUGGCUUAAUUCUUACAGGCAACGGGCGAAACACCCGUCCUCACCACGUUGACUUUGCCUGGACGGGUUGACAACUGUCAUAUAAGUUGUUGUCGCUAUCUUGCCAGCGUGGAGCUGGCCUAUUAUUUUGGAUAAAAACAUCAACUUGGAAAGCUAACGUCAGUCUAUCUAAAUCUAAAUCAGGGAAGAUGACUGAGCAACUGGAACACAUCCUAUCGCAGCUUACGCAGCCUGACAAUGCGAUUAUUCAGCAGGCCACAGUACAGCUGAAACAAGCUUUCAAAGACCCUGCUAUUAUACCUGCGCUAUGUGCGGUUAUGACAGGUUCGCAGAACCCGCAGAUCCGCCAGUCUGCAGCCGUUAUGUUGAGAAUGAGGGUUAAGAAGCACUGGAAGAAAAUAAGUCCAGACCACAGGGAAAGUUUAAAAGCAGUGGUCCUUCAAGCUUUCCAAAACGAGACGGAACACACAGUGCGUUACUCACUCUCUCAGCUCAGUGCUGUGAUGGUCAAACAUGAGACACCUGACCGCUGGCCAGCCCUGCUGACUCUGCUCAACGAGUCUACCCACAGCACCAACCCACAAGAUAGACAGGUGGGUCUUCUACUGCUGAGCAAAGUGGUUGAGUCCAACCCAGAGCCCUUCAAGCCACACUACCGGCAGCUUCUGCAGUUGUUUGGCACUGUGCUGCAGGACCUGAACAACCCCACUGCCCUUUACUACUGCAUCCUCACCAUAACUGCCAUCACAGCCUACACAGGCUCAGAGGAGAUGAACAUUAUGCGUUCCCUAGUCCCAAGACUGAUCACUGCCCUGAAGCACCUAAUCACAGCAGAUGAGAGCCAGGCCAGCGAGGCCAUGGAAGUGCUGGAUGAGCUAAUGGAGAGUGAGGUGUCCAUCAUUGUCCCUCACCUUGCUGAGAUAGUACGCUUCUGUCUGGAGAUCGGUGCAGAUGCUUCACUCAGUGACUCCCUUCGGGUCAAGGCUCUCUCCUGCAUCACUGUCCUGAUUAGACUUAAGAGCAAGGCUGUGCUGAAGCAGAAGCUGUUGAACCCCAUCCUCCAGACGGUGUUCCCUGUGCUGAGUGCAGCGCCUCCCCCUGGUGAGGAGGACCCGGAGGACGACGAGAAUGGCAAUGAUGAUAAUGACGAUAAUGAGAAUCCCAAGCACUUAGCUGCCCAGGUCAUCGACACCAUGGCUCUCCAUAUGCCACCUGAGAAGCUUUUUCAGCAGCUGAUGCCCCUUGCACAGGGUUGCCUGGCGAGUCAGAAUCCCUACGAGCGGAAGGGAGGGCUCAUGUGUCUGGCAGUCCUGGCUGAGGGCUGUGCUGACCACAUCCGCACAAAACUGCUGUCCUCCAUGCUGCAGACUGUUUGUCAGAGCCUCUCCGACAGCAACCAGGUGGUGCGUAGUGCAGGUCUGUUUGCCCUCGGCCAGUUCUCUGAGCACCUACAGCCUGAAGUUAGCAAGUACCAUGCAGAGCUCAUGCCACUUCUACUGGGCUACAUGUCUGGCCUGAACCAGGCCAAGAUCGGACACGUGACCAAGGCCUUCUACGCCCUGGAGAACUUUGUCGAGAAUUUAGGUGAUGAUAUCCAGCCCUAUCUCCCAACUCUGAUGGAGACGAUGCUAUCUGCUUUGAGUGGCUCUGAAAGUCUGAAGAUAAAGGAGUUGGCUGUCAGUGCCAUUGGAGCUAUUGCCAAUGCUGCCAAAGAGCAGCUGGUGCCUUACUUCUCGCCUGUGAUUGAGAGUCUCAAGGGUUUCCUGACUGACACCCGUGAUGAGAUGAGGGCCCUGCAGACACAAGCCCUGGACACUCUCUCGGUGCUGGCCCGGACCAUAGGGAAGGAGGUGUUCAGCCCCCUGGCUGCUGAGUGUGUGCAGCUGGGCCUGAAUCUCACAGACGCCGUGGAUGAUCCCGACCUGCGCCGCUGCACGUACAGCUUGUUCUCUGCCGUGUCCACAGUCAGCCCUGACUGUCUGGUUCCUCAUCUGACUGCCAUCUCCACAGUGAUGCUGCUGUCACUCAAGUCAACCGAGGGAGUUACGGCCCACCUAGAGGAGGACAAGCAGUUUGUCCUUUUAGAUGACGACGAUGAUGAGGAAGAGGAGGGAGCAGGUGACACCAUUUUGGAAGAGGAUGGAGAUAACGAUGUAACUGUGCCGGAUGUUGCUGGGUUCAGUGUGGAAAACGCUUACAUUGAUGAGAAGGAGGAUGCCUGUGACGCCCUGGGAGAGAUUGCCUUCAACACAGGAGUUGCCUUUCAACCAUUCCUGGAGUCCAGCUUCCAGCAGGUCUUUGAUCUGCGUGAUUUCCCCCAUGAGGACGUGCGGCGGGCAGCCUUUGGAGCCCUGGGUCAGUUCUGCCGGGCUCAGCACAAAGUAUGGCAGGCCAACCCUACCGAGGAAAAUCACCAGGCGCUGCAUAAGCUGCUGGGUGUGGUGAUGCCGUGCUUCCUGGAGGCAGUGCGUGCGGAGCGCGAGCGGCAGGUUGUGAUGGGCGUGCUGGAGGCCAUGAACAGCGUGGUGAAGACCUGCCAGGGGGAGGCGGUGCAGGUCCCGGGCAGGCUGGCCGAGAUCAGCCACGCCAUCAGAGACGUGCUGAAGAAGAAGACGGUGUGCCAGGAUGGUGGUGGUGGCGACGGUGAUGAUGAUGACGAACAGCAGGCGGAGUUCGAUGCCAUGCUGCAGGAGUUUGCCGGAGAGGGCAUCCCUCUGCUGGCAUCAGCUGUGCCUGCUGAAACCUUCCUGCCCUACCUGAACGAGCUGCUGCCCCUCAUCAUGAACAAGGCGAAAUCCACGUGCACGGUGGCCGACCGCUCCUUCUCCGUGGGGACGCUCGGGGAGACUCUGCACGCGCUCUCUAAGGUGCAGGGCGGCACGGGCGUGGCCGGACGGCUGUCCAAUCGGCUGCUGCCUGUGCUGGUGACCGGGGUGAAGGACCAAGACCCUGAGGUGCGCAACAACAGCGUGUACGGACUGGGAGUUCUUGCCCAGGCCGCUGGACCCAUUGUCGUCUCUGACUACCCCAUGAUGCUGUCUCUCUUCUCCAACCUGCUGGCCAAGGAGUCGGACCGCAGGGUCAUUGACAACCUGUGUGCUGCCCUGUGCAGGAUGAUCAUGACUAACAUGGAGAGUGUGCCAGUGGAUCAGGUCUUCCCUGCCCUCAUAGCACAACUUCCCCUGAAGGAGGACCUGGAGGAGAACAAGACCAUCUAUCAGUGCCUGGCCUUUUUGUACUCUCACAACCCUGCACUGGUUGUAAGCCAACUGAAGGCCAUUGUAGCUGCUUCCAACCAUGUUUUGGGAAGUAAGGACCUAGACGAAGAAACCCAGAAUACAAUGCUUCUGCUGCUUAGAGACGUCGCCCAGCGACACGCUCAGGAGUUUCAGGGUGCGUUGAUGUCACUUCCUGCGGAGCAGAGGACCAAGAUGACUACAGCUGUCACACAAUCAUAGCCCCUCCCACCAGGCCUUCCAUUCUGAAUUGAAAACUAGCCAAAUUUGUUAUAGAAUUUUUUACUAUAUAUGACAUCAAACAUCAGAAGACAAAUAUAUACAUAUUUCAGAACUUAACACUUAAACUCAAUUACACCAUCAAUGUCUGGAAUAUUCUUUUAAUUUAUAGUUUACCCGGUCAUAUGUUCAUUGUUACUAUUUUACUUUUGUGUUAAGUUAUGUUCUCAGUUACCAGUUUUGAAGUGCAUUCUUAUUGUUAUUUUGUUCUUUUUUUUCAAUUUUAAUUUAGUGACCUCUAGUCUUUUAUCAAUUUGUUUCCCUCUCCACAAUUCCAUGAUAUUCUGGCUUGGCUAGUUUAUGUGUGAAGCUAUGAAUUUAUCACUCUAUAAAGGCUUUGCAGAGA